This is a messenger RNA of Xenopus tropicalis (tropical clawed frog), 3494 nucleotides long. RefSeq names its product myotubularin related protein 9 (gene mtmr9). Lineage: Eukaryota; Metazoa; Chordata; Amphibia; Anura; Pipidae. Gene Ontology annotation, molecular function: enzyme regulator activity. Gene Ontology annotation, cellular component: perinuclear region of cytoplasm; cytosol; ruffle membrane. The record is from RefSeq and is marked provisional.
CGCAUGCGCGUUGGGCGGAACCCGGAGCUGCUGGGUGUCUCACUGACAGGAAUGAGCCUGAGGGAAUCCGCUCAGUGAUUUCUCCCUAGCGCCUUGUCCCGCCGCCGGGAUGGAGUUCGCCGAGCUGAUUAAGACUCCUCGGGUGGAUAAUGUGGUUCUACACCGGCCCUUCCACUCCCCGGUGUGGGGCACCCUCUGUCUCACCGGGCACCACCUCAUCCUCAGCUCCCGGCAGGACAACAGCGAGGAGCUCUGGCUUCUACACGCCAACAUCGACUCCAUAGAGAAGCGGUUUGUGGGCACAUCUGGAACCAUCACCAUUAAAAGUAAGGACCUGCGGAUAAUCCAGCUGGAAAUCAGUGGAAUGGAGGAGUGCCUGAACAUCGCAAGCUCCAUUGAGGCCCUGUCUACCCUGGAUUCCGUCACUCUGAUGUACCCCUUCUUCUACCGGCCCAUGUUUGAGGUAACAGAGAAUGGGUGGAGCCUGUUUCUCCCUGAGCAAGAAUUUGAGCAACUGGCCCUAGAGACAGACGACUGGAGGCUGAGCUCAGUGAAUCGGGACUACUCCGUGUGCUUGUCGUACCCUCAGCUUGUCACCGUACCCAAAUCAAUAGAUGACGACUCUCUUCGGAAAGUUGCUGCGUUCCGGCACGCCGGCCGGUUUCCCGUGCUUAGCUAUUACCAUAAGAAGAAUGGCAUGGUAAUGAUGCGCAGCAGCCAACCACUAACCGGUACCAACGGGAAGCGCUGCAAGGAAGACGAGAAGCUAAUUAAUGCCACGCUAAAGCAUGGGAAACGUGGGUACAUUAUAGACACCCGCGCCCUAAACGUGGCUCAGCAGGCCAGAGCUCGGGGAGGGGGAUUCGAACAGGAGGCCCAUUAUCCACAAUGGAGGCGGAUACACAAGUCUAUUGAGAGGUUCAACAUUUUGCAGGAGAGUUUGAUUAAGCUGGUGGAGGCCUGUAAUGAUCAGUCUCACAACAUGGAUCGCUGGCUGAGCAAACUGGAGGCCUCCAACUGGUUGACUCACAUCAAGGAGAUAUUAACCACUGCCUGCCUUGCUGCCCAGUGCAUUGAUAGAGAAGGAGCGUCUGUGUUGGUUCAUGGUUCUGAGGGGAUGGACUCCACCCUACAAGUGACCUCUCUGGCACAAAUCAUCCUGGACCCGAGGUGCAGAACUAUCCGUGGCUUUGAGUCUCUGGUUGAGCGAGAGUGGCUCCAGGGAGGUCACCCUUUCCAGCAGCGCUGCGCACAGUCUGCCUACUCCAACAGCAAACAGAAGUGGGAGGCUCCGACCUUCCUGCUCUUCCUGGACUGUGUGUGGCAGAUCCUGCGCCAGUUCCCCUGCUCUUUCCAGUUCAACGAGCGCCUUCUCAUCACCCUCUAUGAACAUGCCUACGCCUCCCAGUUUGGCACCUUCCUGGGCAACAACGACUAUGAAAGGAAUAAAUUGAAGCUGUCGCAGAAAACUCUGUCCCUCUGGUCGUGGGUGAACCAACCAUCUGAGAUCAACAAAUUCCUCAAUCCUCUCUAUGAAGCAAAUGGGCUGGUGAUCUGGCCCUCGGUGGCACCUCAGAGCCUACAGCUGUGGGAAGGUGUUUUCCUGCGUUGGAACAGAUCAUCCAAGUACCUAGAAGAAGCCUAUGAAGAGAUGGCUCACAUUAUCGAGUACAACAAGGAGCUGCAAGUGAAAGUGAAUGCUCUCCGGAGGCAGCUUGCCGAACUGGAGACAGAGGAUGGGGUGCUGGAGACUCCCUAAUGGGAAUGCUGGCAAAAUCUCUGGCUUCACUCAAGGGCACAGUAAUGCUUACAUGACUCCACAGUAACAAACUCACCCCAAACCAACCAAUCCUUUUUAAACCACUUUAUUUCUUAAAGGGACACUAUCACCUUAUAUUAACUUUGUAUAUUAAGUCUUGUUAUGCCAGCAAGGUUGCAGUUGCUCUUUAUUCUCUCUCUUCAUUCUACUUUCCCCCCUGCCUGGGACUGUGGGACUUUAACAACCAAAUAAUGGGUUACAUUCCAAAUUAGAGGGCAGGAACAGAAAGUUUGAAGAAAUAACAAAAUGAAGACCAACUGCAACUUAUGUAAUCAUGCCACUGUUUACAGUUUACAGGUUUAUUUUCGCAUAGAGAGAAAUGUAUAGUAGUGGGGAGUUAAUUGUGUGCAUAAAAAUCCUUUUCUGCCUAUUUGCAGUGUUAGGAAUGCUAUACUGAACUUCUAGGCUGUAUAGAGUUAUCUAUAUCUAGAUAGAAUAUCCCCAUACAAUAUAUUUAAUGGGUAAAAAACCAUUAAUGGAGAAGGAAUCAGUAUGGCAGCACCCACCCAAAUAUAAAUGCAAAUAAGCAGAGCAGGGGCAUUCUUUGCACACAGUAUGUUCUCCUCUCUUACUGUACUGUAGUUACUACUUAUCAAUAAUGUAAGUAACUGCCCUAUUACAUGGCUGGCUGUGAUAGGAUAAAACAGAUAUAUUGACCAAUCCGAGGCUUCCUGCUUGUAGAGCUGAGCACCAAUGGCAGUGCUGUGACGGGAAGCCUCAGUGGAAGCUAUUGGAUAUUUGAGAUUUCCGGCAAGUUUAGGGGAAGCUUUGCACAUAUCAGGGUCUUUAAGCAUUACUGUGCCCCCCAACCCUGCCAUACACAGUCAGUGUGUAACAUACAGGGAGGGGACACGUUUACACACACACGUGACGCAUGCACUACAUACUCCUUUGGUGCCAUCAGUGUGAUCCUAUUAGAUACCUGUGCUGCAAAUCCAAUGGCAGCCAACAGGUGUAGAUAAGAAAUCCCUGCCUAUAUAAGCCCUAUAGAAUCAGUUUAAUCCAUUUCCUUGGUGUUUGAUUAUUUAGGUCUAGUUUGCCUUGUGCAGUGAUCGUCAGUCUGUGGCUCCCCAGAACUACAACUCUCAGUAGGAGAGCCACGGGUUACAUAGCCCUAGGGGCCUGUUUAUAAAAACUGCAGUCCAGAAUAAACCCUGGAAAAACAGAUGGAGAAAUUGUUGUUAAAUAUUUUCCUGCAUUUACAUUUCCUUGCAGUUUUAGAAAUAGGCCCCUGGGACAUGUAUAUGUUGUUCUGGGGUUCGGCCACCAGAUGGCAAUGUUACAUAAUGAACACUUGAAUUUGCCUCUGAAACCCCCUACCUCUCCCUCAGACACUCCUACAGGCUCCCAAAUUGCACAUUUUGCACAACACCCAAAUGAUCUAAUUGCCUGCACUUCGUUGUACCUGUGUUUGUCUUUUCUUUUCUCGUAUAUGUGAUUGUAAUUAAUAGAUUAUUUGUGAAUGCUUAAACUAACCUUAGGGGAUGUCACACUUCUGACCUGCCAAACUGCAGUUUCCGACGGCUGGCUGAGCAUGCUGGGAGCUGUGGUCCUCGGCAGCAGCAGUAGAGGUGAUGUUAUGUUCUAUCUCUAUCCGUGUAUUAAAUAUCAAAGGGAAAGCUAAUGUAUUUGUGACUGAGAAUGUUUGUACAGUAAUGAAGUAGACUUCAAUCUG